AUGCAUGUUGGAGAUAUUAGACACCGCUGGCACGGAACAAUUCAAGAACUCUACAUGAAAACCGGCCAAGGAUUUCUCCUCGUCUUCAGCAUCACCUCCCAAAGCUCCUUGAACGAACUGAGCGAACUUCGCGAAACCAUCAUCCGCAUAAAAGAUGAUGAUAAUGUACCCAUAGUGAUUGUGGGGAAUAAAAGUGAUCUCGAACAAGAUCGUAUGGUUAGUCGACAGGCGGCUUUCAAUGUUAGUCAGAGUUGGGGGAAUUCACCGUAUUAUGAGACGAGUGCUAGGAGGAGGGCAAAUGUGGAUGAAGUUUUCAUAGAUCUCUGCAGGCAAAUUAUCCGUAGAGAUAAUAAUCGAUCGACGCCGGAAUUUGAUGAUGAGGUUCAUUCGCCAGUGGAUAAGAAAUAUCAACGGAUAAGAAGGUUGGGGAGAUGUGUCAUCUUAUAA
Messenger RNA from Sclerotinia borealis F-4128, 447 nucleotides. Lineage: Eukaryota; Fungi; Ascomycota; Leotiomycetes; Helotiales; Sclerotiniaceae. The record is from the annotation of a GenBank genome assembly.